AUGGAGAUCAGUUUUCCACCUAUGGCUAUGAACAAGACACAGAAAACGCCACCAACAAAUGUAUGUAUAAAAAUCAGAAUCAUAUUUUGCAAAAAUGUUCAUUCCUAGAUAAUCUUUGCGUGAAAUAUCUGGAUUGCAGUCCUUCCUUUCUUUAAUAAUUUUGACAAUAACCAAUGUUCCAUUGUUUUUUGUUUCAAAAUUUAUAGGCUCCAGCGAAGACUAAUGUUACGAACACCAGUGCUGUCAAUGCUACAACACUUCCACCAACUGCCGUCAACGAUACACCAUCAUCUUCGCCUUUGUCGUACUUCGAAGGAGGUAAUGGCAAGCAAGAAUUAUGCCCAGGAUCUGGUGUUUUUAUCCCCACGAUCAAGCUUCGCCAAUGCCAUCACAAAUCAGGAUCAGACUUAAAGGUGCUGUUCCAUUGCUUGAUAGAACACUUUUUCUCUGAGGAAACACUGGCGAUGUCUGUUGCUUUUGGAAAUCGGGUGCUUCCAACGGGUAAACAAGUACUAGAUCCGAAUAUCGUUUCAGCAAUCAAAGGUACUUCUAAUUUAAACACGUUUAGUAUAUAAAUUAAUGUAAUUAAUAUUAAUACAAAGAACGCGCACCGAACGCGCUACAGUUCAGUCAAGAUUUGAGUAAUAUUUCGAUUUUCGGAAUUUUCCUUUGUUAAAUUAUAUUAUUGUACCAAAUAAAUGUUAUGAUUUAUGUCUUUAAUUACUCAAGUCGGGAGUGCACUGUCAAUUUCGGAAUAGCUGGAUGUUACCAUGCCAAGAUUGCACGAAAUGCAUCCUAAUCGAUACGUAUACUUAAUACUAUUCUUUUAUUUACAGGAUACUUGCUGGCUUCAGCAAAAAUAUUCCACGUGGCCCCGUUGGAAAGCAUAAAGUUGAACAAAAUGUUCACAAACAAGUGUACGUGUGCACAAACAAAGCUGAAAAAGAAGUUGAUGGCGUUCCCAACAAAGACAAAGUAG
Messenger RNA from Paramuricea clavata, 979 nucleotides. The record is from the annotation of a GenBank genome assembly. NCBI's taxonomy places the organism in Eukaryota, Metazoa, Cnidaria, Anthozoa, Malacalcyonacea, Plexauridae.